AUGCCGCAACCAAGGAGUCGGUGGGGCUGGUCGGUGGCUCUCCUCCUUCUGGUGGACGGGGGAGGCGUAGGCAGAGGUAGUGCUGACGACGCCGGAGGCGCGGAAGUUGGGACAACGCGAGGCACCAAGGAAGCUAGUGGCAAGGCGGGCGGUCAAGCAUUGCGCCAGAAGGGCCGACCCGCAGCAAGAAAAACAUCCGGCGGAAGGAGAGGCAAGAAAGCAACGACGGGGACGAGGCCGAAACGGGGCGAUGAACACCCUGGUGAUGCGGAGGAGGAGGAGGAGGAUGAGGAGGAUGAGGAGAAGGAUGCGGAGGAAGAGGAGGAUGAAGAGGAUGCAGAGGAGGAUGACGCGGAUGUUGGGGAGGAUGAAAAAUAUGAGAAUGAUGGCGGGGAGGACGAAGAGGAGGAGGAGGAGGAGGACGAGGAGGAUGAGGAGGAGGAGGAGGAGGAGGAUGAGGAGGAGGAGGAGGAGGAGGAGGUGGAGGAGGAGGAGGAGGACGAGGAGGAGGAAGAGGAGGAGGAGGAGGACGAGGAGGACGAGGAGGAGGAGGAGGAGGAGGAGGAGGAGGAGGAGGAGGAGGAGGAGGAGGAGGAGGAGGAGGAGGACGAGGACGAGGAGGAGGAGGAGGAGCAGGAGGAGGAGCAGGGUGACUACGAGGAGGAGGAUGAGGAGGAGGAGGAGGAGGAGGAGGAGGAGGCAGCAAAGGAGGAGGAGGAGGAGGAGGAGGAGGAGGAGGAGGAGGAGGAGGAGGAGGAGGAGGAGGAGGAGGAUGUGGCACCAGUGAAGGGACGGGGCGCGCGUGGCAGACGGUUUGGCAACUCCACGCUUCUCCUAUCCGGGGCAGGGCGGUCUCCCCUCUCGCCGGUCCUUCGCGCGGGCAUCAGACAGGCACUUAUGCCAAUCCCUUCCCUGAGCUCCCCUUUUCCCGCCAGCGUGAUAGUUGCGGAGCACGUGCAGUUUGUUACACGGGAGGAGAUCCAGGCGCUGCGGUCUGAGAUGUACGCCAUGUUUGCACAACUCGGCCUGCGUCGUGGAGUACCUGCCAGCUAUGCCGGCGGGUCGGCAGCCCUGCCUAUGGCUGGUACCCCGCCGCCGAUGAGCGCCGUGGACAAGGCACGAGUGCUAGUGUUGCAGGAGACAAACCCAUUCCCGGGGAGGCCGUACGCCGUGGAUGCUGGCGGGGAGAGCGGGUCUGGAGGCCACGGCUCGAUCGGCGCCGAUGGCGGGCCGGGGUCUGCGCGGUAUGGGCCGCGGAAGGCAAGGGGGAGGACGCAGGGGUGCCGCUCGUCUGGGGGGAGCUGA
Messenger RNA from Closterium sp. NIES-65, 1305 nucleotides. The record is from the annotation of a GenBank genome assembly. NCBI's taxonomy places the organism in Eukaryota, Viridiplantae, Streptophyta, Zygnematophyceae, Desmidiales, Closteriaceae.